Messenger RNA from Vitis riparia (riverbank grape), 1044 nucleotides. RefSeq names its product protein PPLZ02. The record is from RefSeq and is a predicted model, not a curated record. The transcript has 2 exons. Bases 105 to 668 code for a protein of 187 amino acids. Gene Ontology annotation, biological process: regulation of DNA-templated transcription. Gene Ontology annotation, molecular function: DNA binding; DNA-binding transcription factor activity. NCBI's taxonomy places the organism in Eukaryota, Viridiplantae, Streptophyta, Magnoliopsida, Vitales, Vitaceae.
CAUCACUUGGCCAUCACUCUCCUUUGCAUCAUUCUCUCUUUCAGGCAUUUUCACAAACACUCCCCGCACGAAACGUUUUCUUUCCUUUCUUUAAUAACUCUAACAUGGCCAGACCUCAGCAGCGAUAUCGAGGCGUCCGACAGAGGCAUUGGGGCAGUUGGGUCUCUGAAAUUCGCCACCCACUUCUGAAGACAAGAAUUUGGCUGGGCACAUUCGAAACGGCGGAGGACGCUGCUCGGGCCUAUGACGAGGCGGCGAGGCUCAUGUGUGGUCCGAGGGCGAGAACCAACUUCCCUUACAAUCCCAACGCCUCCCAGUCGUCGUCUUCCAAGCUUCUUUCAGCUACUUUAACUGCCAAGCUGCAUAGGUGUUACAUGGCCUCACUUCAGUUAACCAAACAAUCCCUGCAUGAGCCUCAAAAGCCACCGACUUCCCAUGUCGCCACAACCACCAGCAUUGCGGGGAAAGUUGGGGAAUCAGGCCAGUGGUCGCCGGAGAAAAGACCGGUGACAGUGCAGCAGCCUGAGGCCAAUUGGGUUGUGAAGAAAGUUCAAGUGGACAGCAACACCCAGCAGUUCAAACCUCUUGAAGAUGAUCACAUACAGCAAAUGAUUGAGGAGUUGCUUGACUAUGGUUCCAUCGAGCUCUGCUCAGGCUCCAUAAUGUAGUCUAAAGAACAUCUCAAAACACCCAAUUCUGCUCCUCUUCUCUCUCUGUAUUCCUACUAUGCUAAUGCCACUCAUUUUGCUAAUCUUUAACCCCAUUUUUCUCAGCCAUUUUCAAGCCUUUUAGCCUUGUAGGUCGUCUCCCAGUUGCCAGAAUUUAUCUUCAAAAAUGAACCCAUCUGCGGAUGCUGUAUGUACAGUUAUGAUAUAAGAUCUUAGCAUGUGCACUCUAUCUAGCCUUUCUUCAUUUGUACCCCCAUGCAAUCAAUUCCCAGGAAAUUCAACAAUUCCUGACUUUCAUGGCUGUAUUUUCAGGGCUCUUGUGCCUGCUUGUUUGAAAAGAAAGGGUACUUUUAUUCAAAAGUCACAAGCUUGAAUA